GCCCCCUUCGGCCCGCUUUUUGGAGCAUUUCCGGGCCCCGAACCCAGGACUUGCUUUGGGAAGAAUCUUUCCUUGUGUCGUCCCCGUCGGAUUGAUACGUUUUGUGCUAAAUUCUGGGGUGCUGAAACUUGGAUCGCUUCACAACCUAAUUCAAUUUUUAGUAAUUAGUUCCUCUUUUACAGCCCUACGAGUUGAUGGCAACUCCAUCAUCUCAAAAGAAAAAGGAAGGGAGGAAAGAAUAAAGGACAGUGAGUGUCAAGUCAAGAAAAAGAUGACACGUGAAUUGUGGAAAUCGCGUUUCCUUUAAUGCGUUGGUACAGUGUCUCGUUUUGCUUUUUAAAUGCCGUAGUCCAAAGAAUAUGGCAAUAACAAGUGACUAGAACUGCAACAUGAUGAGCAUAAUCUGCAACAUGUCCUUAGCUGUACUGAUCAUUAUAGCUUUCUCCUGCUACAAUUCAAUUGUCGCAGCACCAGCACCUUCUAAACAGUCAGAGGCAAGUGCGCUUCUCUACAGCAAGUGGUGGUCUCCCUCCGUCAUUGACAACACUACCUUACCUCAUUGCGCGUGGCCCGGGGUAUUGUGCGAUGCCUCUGGGAGCAUCGACGGGAUUCGCUUGCCAUAUGGGUACCAAAUAGGAGGUAAUUUUAGCAACAUGAACUUCUCUCUACUUUCGAGACUCACCUCUCUUGAUCUCUCUUCUAACGGACUAGCCGGAAAAAUCCCCCUUCAAAUAUGUACUCUGUCGAGGCUAACUUACCUUGACUUGUCCUUCAAUUCCCUCACUGGCGAGUUGCCUCCCUGUGUCCAAAACCUCACUAGGCUUCAAGUUCUUUGGAUCAGUUAUAAUCACAUCAGUGGCUCUAUCCCUCCUGAGGUGGGAAAUUUGGAGAGAUUGACCGACUUGAAUCUCGAGUUCAAUUUGCUUAAUGGUGCAGUCCCACUGACUAUUGGUUGCUUGCACAAUUUACAAUCCCUUAGAUUUAGCUCAAACAAUUUAAGUGGCUCUAUCCCUCUUGAGCUUGGGAACCUUGCAAAAACGAAUGUUGUUGAUUUAAGUUUCAACAACUUCACUGGUCCCAUUCCAUCCUCUAUAGGGAAUUUGACAAGCUUGACUUAUCUCUAUUUGCAACGAAACAGACUUGGUGGAUCUAUUCCUCUCGUAAUAGGGAAUUUGACGAGCUUGACCGAUCUCUAUUUGCAAAAAAACCAACUCGGUGGAUCUAUUCCCCUUCAAAUGUGUACUCUGUCGAGGGUAACUCACCUUGACUUGUCCUUCAAUUCUCUCAUUGGCGAGUUACCUCCCUAUGUCCAAAACCUCACUAGGCUUCAAGUUCUUCGGAUCAGUUAUAAUCACAUCAGUGGCUCUAUCCCUCCUGAGUUGGGAAAUUUAGAGAGAUUGACCGACUUGAAUCUCAAGGUCAAUUUGCUUAAUGGUGCAAUCCCAUUGACUAUUGGUUGCUUGCACAAUUUACAAUCCCUUCGAUUUAGCUCAAACAAUUUAAGUGGCUCUAUCCCUCUUGAACUAGGGAACCUCGCAAAAAUAAAUGUUGUUGAUUUAAGUUUGAACACCUUCACUGGUCCCAUUCCGUCCUCUAUAGGGAAUUUGACAAGUUUGACUUCUCUCUAUUUGCAACGAAACAAACUUGGUGGAUCUAUUCCUCCGGAAAUAGGGAAUUUGACAAGCUUGAAUUAUCUCGAUUUGCAAGGAAACCAACUCGGUGGAUCUAUUCCUCCGGAAAUAGGGAAUUUGAUGAGCUUGAUUAGUCUCAAUUUGCGAGGAAACCAACUCGAUGGAUCUCUUCCUCCAAAAAUAGGGAAUUUGAAGAACUUGGCUUAUCUCGAUUUGCGAGGAAACCAACUCAGUGGAUCUAUUCCUCCAGAAGUAGGGAAUUUGACGAGCAUGACUUAUCUCUAUUUGCAAGAAAACAAACUCAGUGGAUGUAUUCCGUCACAAAUAGGCAAUUUGAAGAGCUUGGUCGCGCUGAAAUUACAUGAAAAUAGAAUUCAUUGUGCCAUCCCAUCGAACAUAGGAGAUUUAAGGGAUCUCCGACAGCUAGAUUUGAGCUCGAACAACUUGGUCGGGGAAAUCCCCGUUCAACUUGGGAAACUAGGCUGGUUAAACUAUCUCGAUCUUCACAACAAUUCUCUUUCUGGCUCCAUUCCAGAUAAUCUCAAGGCUAUCUUUCCUAUCUUGCUUUUCUCGGCAACAAAGAUUUGAACCAGUUUCAUGAAACCCAAGCCCCCAGAAGAAGGUCUAGCGUAAUUCAUUAUAUGACGAUAUUCAUUCCACUAGCUGCGAUUUCCUGUAUAGUGGUCGGAUCUUGCUUUCUAUUUCGCUGUGCAACAAAAACAGAGCAACUAGAGACUACAAAAAAAAAUGGAAAUUUCUUGUCAAUAUGGAGUUAUGAUGGGAGGCUUGCAUAUGAAGACAUAAUCGAUGCAACAGAGGACUUCGAUCUCAAAUAUUGCAUCGGGACUGGUGGUUAUGGUAGCGUCUAUAGAGCACGAUUGUCCAAUGGGAAAGUUGUGGCAUUGAAGAAACUUCACCGUCUUGAAGCGGAGGACCCAUCCUUCGACAAGAGCUUUCGAAAUGAAGUGAAACACUUGA
Eucalyptus grandis is the source of this 2609-nucleotide messenger RNA. RefSeq names its product probable leucine-rich repeat receptor-like protein kinase At1g35710. The record is from RefSeq and is a predicted model, not a curated record. Gene Ontology annotation, cellular component: plasma membrane. The coding region runs from base 390 to 2219 and encodes 609 amino acids. Gene Ontology annotation, molecular function: protein binding. The transcript is spliced from 2 exons. Lineage: Eukaryota; Viridiplantae; Streptophyta; Magnoliopsida; Myrtales; Myrtaceae.